This is a messenger RNA of Xenopus laevis (African clawed frog), 1273 nucleotides long. RefSeq names its product p21-activated protein kinase-interacting protein 1-like (gene pak1ip1.L). Lineage: Eukaryota; Metazoa; Chordata; Amphibia; Anura; Pipidae. The record is from RefSeq and is a predicted model, not a curated record. The transcript has 10 exons. Bases 81 to 1205 code for a protein of 374 amino acids.
AGACACGCCCACCUGUGACAUCACAUCCUCCCUCCCGGCUCUCAGCCGCAUGGAUGUGACGUCAGGAUUAGCUGAGAGGCAUGGUAUUAGCUAGCAUGGAGGAAAGCAUUGAACUAUUGGUGGGCUGUUAUGAACAGGUUCUGUUUGGCUAUCGGGUACAUCGGGAAGGGGAGCAAUGGUUAAGUUCUGCAGACUUCACUCAUCACGCUCACACUGCCUCUCUGUCUGUGGUUGCUGCAAGUAACAGAUUUGUAGCCACUGGGAGCAGGGAUGAAACCAUUCAGAUUUAUGAUAUGAAGAAGAAAGUGGAACAUGGAGCUUUGCAGCAUCACAAUGGUACAAUAACAUGUCUGGAGUUUUAUGGUAACACACACCUGCUAAGUGGGGCUGAAGAUGGACUAAUUUGUGUAUGGAACACCAAAAAGUGGGAGUGCCGGCAAACCUUCAAAGCACACAAAGGACAAGUCUUGUCCCUUUCAAUUCAUCCUUCAGGAAAGCUAGCCUUAUCGGUGGGGACAGAUAAAACCCUAAGAACUUGGAAUCUUGUAGAGGGGCGUGCAGCUUUUAUUAAGAAUAUAAAGAAAAAUGCACACAUUGUCCAGUGGUCUCCCAGUGGAGACAAAUAUGUGGUCGUAAUACAUGACAAGGUUGAUGUGUACCAGCUGGAGACUGCAGCAGUAGUUGGUACAAUUAAUAACCCAAAGAGAAUCUCUUCUGUACAGUUUGUAACCGAUGCUCUUAUUGCUGUGGCUGGGGAUGAGGAAGUAAUCAGACUUUAUGAUACAGCAUCUCAAAAAUGCAUCUGCGAAUUUAAAGCUCAUGAAAACAGGGUGAAGAAUCUUCAUGUCUUUGAGCUGGAAGGAGCUCACAUUGUUGUAUCUUCUUCAAGUGAUGGUUAUGUUAAGAUGUGGAAGAUCGACAUGGAAAAGGUACAGACUCCUCCGUCAUUGCUUUGUGAAGUCAGUACAUCAGCUAGACUUACUUGUCUCUCGGCGUGGCUUCCCAUUGCUGUAGCCAAUAAGGAAAAAACCAACACAACUGUCGCAGCUUCAACUGUGAAAGCCUGUGACAGACCAAAGAAGAAAAAAGCCCAAAGCGAAGCAGCAGAGAAUAAGGAAGCAAGUGAAACCCAAGUUGUACCGCUACAUAAAAAGAGGAAACUUGAAACUAAACCGACACAAAAGAAAAAGAAACCAGUUAAAUAACUUGAUUUCUGUAUUAAUCGAAUGCAUUUUAUGUACGUUUACUCUCUUAAUUAAAUAGUCGAAAACUC